Molecule: messenger RNA, 1386 nt
Organism: Lepus europaeus (European hare)
Lineage: Eukaryota; Metazoa; Chordata; Mammalia; Lagomorpha; Leporidae
Gene: POU3F1
Product: POU class 3 homeobox 1
Exons: 1
Coding region: 1-1386 (461 amino acids)
Biological process (GO): regulation of transcription by RNA polymerase II; brain development
Cellular component (GO): nucleus
Molecular function (GO): DNA-binding transcription factor activity, RNA polymerase II-specific; RNA polymerase II cis-regulatory region sequence-specific DNA binding
Source: RefSeq, a predicted model, not a curated record
AUGGCCACCACCGCGCAGUACCUGCCGCGGGGCCCCGGCGGCGGAGCCGGGGGCACCGGGCCGCUCAUGCAUCCGGACGCCGCGGCGGCAGCGGCGGCGGCGGCGGCCGCCGAACGGCUGCACGCGGGGGCCGCGUACCGCGAAGUGCAGAAGCUGAUGCACCACGAGUGGCUGGGCGCGGGCGCGGGCCACCCCGUGGGCCUAGCGCACCCCCAGUGGCUGCCCGCGGGAGGAGGCGGCGGCGGCGACUGGGCCGGCGGCCCGCACCUGGAACACGGCAAGGCGGGCGGCGGCGGCACCGGCAGAGCAGACGACGGCGGCGGCAGCGGCGGCGGCGGCGGAGGAGGAGGUUUCCACGCGCGCCUGGUGCACCAGGGGGCGGCCCACGCGGGCGCGGCAUGGGCGCAGGGCGGCACGGCGCACCACUUGGGUCCGGCUAUGUCGCCUUCGCCCGGGGCCGGCGGGGGCCACCAGCCCCAGCCUCUCGGGCUGUACGCGCAGGCGGCCUACCCAGGGGGCGGCGGCGGCGGCCUGGCCGGGAUGCUGGCGGCGGGCGGCGGCGGCGCGGGGCCGGGCCUGCACCACGCGCUGCACGAGGACGGCCACGAGGCGCAGCUGGAGCCGUCGCCGCCGCCGCACCUGGGCGCCCACGGACACGGACACGCACACGCGGGCAGCCUGCACGCGGCGGCCGCGGCAGCCGCGGCGGCGCACCUGCACCCGGGCGCGGGCGGCGGCGGCGGCUCGUCGGUGGGCGAGCACUCGGACGAGGACGCGCCCAGCUCGGACGACCUGGAGCAGUUCGCCAAGCAGUUCAAGCAGCGGCGCAUCAAGCUGGGCUUCACGCAGGCCGACGUGGGGCUGGCGCUGGGCACGCUGUACGGCAACGUGUUCUCGCAGACCACCAUCUGCCGCUUCGAGGCCCUGCAGCUGAGCUUCAAGAACAUGUGCAAGCUCAAGCCGCUGCUCAACAAGUGGCUGGAGGAGACCGACUCGUCCAGCGGCAGCCCCACCAACCUGGACAAGAUCGCGGCGCAGGGCCGCAAGCGCAAGAAGCGCACGUCCAUCGAGGUCGGGGUCAAGGGCGCGCUGGAGAGCCACUUCCUCAAGUGCCCCAAGCCCUCGGCGCACGAGAUCACGGGCCUGGCCGACAGCCUGCAGCUGGAGAAGGAGGUGGUGCGCGUCUGGUUCUGCAACCGGCGGCAGAAGGAGAAGCGCAUGACCCCCGCGGCCGGCGCGGGCCACCCGCCCAUGGACGACGUGUACGCGCCUGGCGAGCUGGGGCCGGGUGGGGGCGGCGCGUCGCCGCCCUCGGCGCCCCCGCCGCCCCCGCCGGCCGCGCUGCACCACCACCACCACCACACACUGCCCGGCUCUGUGCAGUGA